GGCAACCCUAGCUUGCUCUUCUGUGUGUACAGUGCGCACGACCCCUAACUGAACAGUGACCUGAUGGAGCGCAGCGAUACCACGGGGGAGAUAAGUUAAUCACCGAGUUCUGUUUGAGAAGCAUUUGAAGUGAACAAAAAUGGACGAGUGGGAAGAACAGGGAACCACUACUAGUAAUAUUACACUGAUCAGCCACACCUCAAGCCAAGGCACAGGAAGAGACUCCUGGAACACUGACGGUGGCAAAUUUGGAAGGGGUCGUGGUGGCAGAGGCAGACAAGGAGGAUUUAAAAGCUCAUUCUCCUCAGGUGGUGACAAGAAUGGGAAUGAUGGGGACAGCUGGAACAGUACAGGGGCAGAAAGAGGUGGUUUCAGAGGCAGAGGGCGUGGCAGAGGAUUUGGCAGAACCGAUCGCAGUGAAUUCAGUGGAGACGAUGAUGGAGUGUGUGAAAAUGGGUUUAGGGGAGGAAGAGGCAGCAGAGGAGGUUUCAGACAAGGUGGUGAGCAGGGUGGCAGAGGCGGCUUUGGAGGAGGCUACCGUGGAAAAGAUGAGACCUUUGCUCAAGUGGAAGAUAAAGAAAAUAAAGAUGCAAGCAAUGGUGACAGACCGAAAGUCACUUAUGUUCCCCCAACCCUCCCUGAAGAUGAAGGCUCCAUUUUUGCCCACUAUGAGACAGGCAUCAACUUUGACAAGUAUGAUGACAUCAUGGUGGACGUCAGUGGAACCAACCCACCGCAGGCUAUCAUGACUUUUGAUGAGGCAGCAUUGUGCGAGUCCCUGAGAAAAAAUGUCAGCAAGUCUGGUUAUGUGAAGCCGACCCCUGUGCAGAAGCACGGCAUCCCAAUCAUCUCUGCUGGCAGAGAUCUCAUGGCCUGUGCCCAGACUGGAUCUGGUAAAACGGCUGCAUUCCUGCUCCCUAUUCUGCAGCAGCUGAUGGUAGACGGUGUGGCAGCCAGUCAAUUCAUUGAGCUGCAGGAGCCUGAAGCCAUCAUCGUGGCCCCAACUAGGGAGCUCAUCAACCAGAUUUACCUCGAGGCCAGGAAGUUUGCCUUUGGGACAUGUGUGCGUCCAGUGGUGGUUUAUGGUGGGGUCAGCACUGGACACCAAAUCAGAGAAAUCUUAAGGGGAUGCAAUGUGCUGUGUGGAACACCAGGGAGACUGUUGGAUAUGAUUGGAAGAGGAAAGGUUGGGUUGAGUAAGCUGCGGUACUUCGUGCUGGAUGAGGCUGACAGGAUGUUGGAUAUGGGUUUUGAGCCUGAUAUGCGCCGCUUGGUGGGUUCCCCUGGAAUGCCAUCCAAAGAGAACCGUCAGACUCUGAUGUUCAGUGCAACAUACCCUGAGGACAUCCAGAGGAUGGCGGCUGACUUCCUCAAGACGGACUAUUUGUUCUUGGCUGUGGGUGUGGUGGGUGGAGCCUGCAGUGAUGUGGAGCAGACAUUUGUCCAAGUCAACAAGUUCUCCAAGAGGGAGCAGCUCCUUGAUGUCCUCAAGACAACUGAAACGGAGCGCACCAUGGUGUUUGUGGAGACCAAGAGACAAGCUGAUUUUAUUGCCACUUACUUGUGCCAGGAGAAGGUUCCAACUACCAGCAUUCAUGGAGACCGGGAGCAGCGGGAGCGAGAGCAGGCUCUGGCAGACUUCCGCUCUGGCAAAUGUCCAGUCCUGGUGGCAACCUCUGUAGCUGCCCGCGGGUUGGAUAUUCCAGAUGUACAGCAUGUGGUAAACUUUGACCUCCCCAACAACAUUGAUGAAUAUGUCCACCGUAUUGGGAGAACUGGCCGCUGUGGUAACAUUGGAAGGGCGGUGUCGUUCUAUGACCCAGAUGCUGAUGGCCAAUUGGCUCGCUCCCUGGUCACAGUCCUGUCCAAGGCCCAGCAGGAAGUGCCCUCAUGGUUAGAGGAGUCUGCGUUCAGUGGCCCCGGUACCACAGGCUUCAACCCCCCCAGGAAGAACUUUGCCUCCACAGACUCCAGGAAGGGAGGAUCUUUCCAAAACAACAGUGUGAAGAGCCAGCUGGCUGCUCAGACUGCAGCUGAUGAUGAAGAAUGGGAAUAGAGGGAAUAUUAGAGCAGCACACCCACACUGCGUUGACCAGAGUUAUUUUUCUUUUCAGAUGUUCACUUGUUGUAGUUUUAUCACAGUGUUUUUGUUUGAAGGAAAAAAAAUUGUUUGUCUCAGGCCAGACAAAGUUUAAAUAUGUCAAGCGAGAUGUUAAAUGGGGACACCAGGUCUUUCGUAGGAUGUGACAACUUUCAGUCUUCACUGACCAGCAUAUUGUGGAAAGAAUUUUUUUUAUUUUUUUAUCACCACUUGCAUUUAACAAGAUUAAUAAGGAAAACUAUGUGUCUGACCAAAAGUCAAAACUAAAGAAUGUCAUAUUCCAACUAUAAUUUGUUUCCUACUAGGAUUAAGAUCACAAAUAAAUAUUUGUUCAAAGCAAAGCCUA
Messenger RNA from Siniperca chuatsi (mandarin fish), 2447 nucleotides. RefSeq names its product DEAD (Asp-Glu-Ala-Asp) box polypeptide 4 (gene ddx4). The record is from RefSeq and is a predicted model, not a curated record. Gene Ontology annotation, cellular component: nucleus; P granule. Gene Ontology annotation, molecular function: RNA binding; RNA helicase activity; ATP binding. Lineage: Eukaryota; Metazoa; Chordata; Actinopteri; Centrarchiformes; Sinipercidae. The transcript has 23 exons. Bases 140 to 2056 code for a protein of 638 amino acids. Gene Ontology annotation, biological process: cell differentiation; gamete generation.